Molecule: messenger RNA, 730 nt
Organism: Toxotes jaculatrix (banded archerfish)
Lineage: Eukaryota; Metazoa; Chordata; Actinopteri; Toxotidae
Product: ras guanine nucleotide exchange factor E-like
Exons: 4
Coding region: 73-315 (80 amino acids)
Source: RefSeq, a predicted model, not a curated record
AAAACCAGCUGCGUAUCUGAAUGUGAACAAAGGUGAGAGAUCUGAGAGGAGAGAGACUAGACGUCAGGGAAAAUGGAGAAUGAAGCAGUUAAGAACAUCACCACGACUACAACCUACAACAGCAGCAACCACAAUACCUCCACCAACACCACCACGAACAACAACAACAGCAGCACCAGUGACAACUCUACCAUCGACUCCACAGGGAGACACAGAUUCUUCGUACCUGUGGCAAAUGUCUGUUCGCACAGUGUUUGGAAUCCUCUACUUAAUCAUUAUGAUCAGCAUCAUUGUCACUACCUGGAGAGAAGCUGAACAGAUACAGAGACAGAAACAGACAGAACAUGAUGUCACAUCCUGACUGACUGGCCUGUGAUUGGUCCACGCGAAGGGACUGCUGCCUCUGGAUUGGAUGGAUGACAGCAGUCUUUUUAAACCUCUCCCCACUUCCAACACAGAGCCGACGUCUCGUUCUGUGUAUGGUUGAGUUUCUGGAAGUACAGCAGUCAUAGUUCAGGUCCUUCAGAAAGUUUGACAAAUUCUGUAAAGUUAGUGAAUUAGAAGUGACUUUGAUUUGAUUCCGUUUUGCUUUCUUUGAUAAGUUUUUUGUUUUGGGAAUCGUUCAGCUCUGAAUGUUGAUGCUCUGGGAAUGUUUGACAUUACAGCUGUUAAUGCUGCCACAGCUGAAGUGAAGUGUCCGCUCUGUUGUGUGAAUAAAGACUCUCUUGCA